Molecule: messenger RNA, 11544 nt
Organism: Plasmodium gaboni
Lineage: Eukaryota; Apicomplexa; Aconoidasida; Haemosporida; Plasmodiidae
Exons: 1
Coding region: 1-11544 (3847 amino acids)
Molecular function (GO): protein binding
Source: RefSeq, a predicted model, not a curated record
AUGAGUUCAUUAAUAAAUUCGCUGCUAUUUAAAGGUUUUAUAAAAAAGAAAGAAAAUAAAAAUGAAGAAAAUAACAGAGAUAUACAAAAUAAUGAAAGUAAUAGUAAUGUGAAUGAAAUAAAUAUGAACAAUCUGUCAAGAAAGGAAAGCAAGGAAAGGAUAAACAACAAUAAAAAGAAGAAUAAUAUUAAGGAUAAUAAUAAAAGAAGUGAUCAUAAUAAAAAAAGUGACCACAAUAACAAAAGUGACCACAAUAAAAAAAGUGACCACAAUAAAAAAAGUGACCACAAUAAAAAAAGUGACCACAAUAACAAAAGUGACCACAAUAAAAAAAGUGACCAUAAUAAAAAAAGUAACCAUAUUAAUUGUAAUGAUAACCUUGAUAAAAAUAUUAUUUAUCAUAAAAAUGAAGGACGUGAUGAGAAUGUGCCUUCAGGGGUUAAUCAAGAAAAUUUACUACUACAAAUUCUUUAUAGAAAUAAAGAGGAUAUAUUAAAUGAACGUGAUUAUAUGAAUAAUAAUUAUUUUGAGAGUUGUAAGAAAGAUAAAAGUAUGGAUUUAUUAAAAAAUUCAAAAGAAGAUAUGGAAAGAGAAAGAAUAAAAACUUAUUAUGAAUUUUAUAAUUCUACAAAAUAUGAACAUAUUCAUAAAUAUGGAAAAGCAAAUAAGUUUAUUAAUUUUUAUAAUGAUAAAAAUAUUUUAUAUAAUUAUAAGGAACAUAUGGAUACACUCCAUAUACAAAAAAAAAAAAGUGAUUAUGUAAAUAGAAAGGAAAAAGAGAAAUAUAUAAAUGAACAUUAUAUGAAUGAUAUAUUAAAAAAUAUACCCACGUCUAAUAAUAUGUCAUCAAAUGUUUUAUUGCAGUUAUAUAAUAAUUCUAAGAAUGUAAAUAAUUUAAAUAUUCAUAAUACAGAUUUUAUAGAACUGCAUGAUAUUUUUGAUGAAAAAAAAUUGGACAAUGUAAAAAAUAAAGAUUUCUGCUUUUAUAGAAAUAUAAAUAUGAAAAAGAAAAUAAAUAAAAAUAAAGAAUCUUAUAAGGAAAUGAAUUAUGAGCAAAUAAAUCAUCCACAGGAUGAAGAAAGCGAACAAGAAGAUAUAAAAAAAUAUAAAACAGAUACAAGUAAAAAACAACAUAAAAUAGGAAAUACCUAUAAAAUGGAAGAGAUAAAAAGUGAUUAUGAAAAUGUAAAUAAUGACAAUAUAAAAGUUGAAAAUGAUGAUUAUAUAAAUGGUGAUGAUAUUAAUGAUGAUGAUAUUAAUGGUGAUGAUAUUAAUGGUGAUGAUAUUAAUGGUGAUGAUAUUAAUGGUGAUGAUAUAAAUGAUGAUGAUAUAAAUGAUGAUUAUAUAAAUGAUGAUUACAUUAAUAAUGAUGAUAUUAAUAAUGAUAAUUUAAAUAAUGAUCGCCACUUUUAUAAUAAUGAUGAUGCUGUUUAUAAUUCUGGAGAUUCAAUUAAAGAAGAAGAAAUAAAUUUUUUAGAAGAAAAAUUUUGUUCGAAAGAAGAGGAAGAAAUUCAUAUAUCUAAAAAAUCAUCUGAUAAUGAAUUUAAUAGUUAUGACCAAUUAGAUAUGGAUAAAGAAUUUAAUUUUAAUGAUGAUAAUAUAAAUAAUGUUGAUAAUAUGGAUGACCUUCUUAAUAUUGACAAUAUGGAUGACCAUCUUAAUGAUGAUAAUAUGAACAAGCUACUUAGUGUUAAUAAUAAUGAACAAGUUGAAUUAGAUAAUAUAUCUGAAACAUUUAAUUUAAUGGAAAAUAAACAUAAUGAAAAGAUAUAUGAUAAGGAUGAAAAUAAUCUGCUAGAUGUUCAUAUAGAUAAUAAUAAUAAUAAUAAUAAUGAUAAUAAUAAUAAUAGUGAUAAUUAUUAUAAUAUUCUUUCGCCUGAUAAUAUACACAAAAAUGUUGAUGAGCUCUCUUUAGAUUCAUUUUAUAAGAACACAAAUAAUAAUGAGGAAAAUGAAGAAAAAAAAAUAGAAACUGACAAUAUCAACGAUGUACUAACAACAUAUGAAAAAAUAAAAGAAAGUGAUAAAAAUAUCGUUUUAAAGAUUAAAUAUAAAGAGGAAGAUUUUAAUAGUUAUAAUAAAGAUAGCUUUUCAUCAUAUGAAUAUAAUUUAAAAAAGAAUUAUAUAAGUAGCCAUGAUGAAGAAGAAUAUAAAGAUAAACUAAAUUAUAGCGCAAGUGAUAAUAACAAUGAUAAAAACUUUAAUUUAUUAAGUGAGAAAGAUGAUAGUACUAAUAUGGAUAUUAUGAAUAAUAUGAAUGUAAAUAUAAAUGAUGAAGAAGAAGGUAUAAAUAAUUUUUAUAUGAAUAAUAAAAAAAAAAAUGAUUUAAAUAAUAUUAUGUAUGUAUAUGAAAAUGAUCAAGAUGAUGAAAAUAAAGAUAUAAAUAUAAAUAUAAAUAAUAAGAAUGAUAAUCAUAAUAAUAAUAAUAAUAAUGAUUACAAUCAUAGAUUUAAUGAUGAAUUUAAUAUAAAUAAAAAAAAAAUAAAAAAAAAAGAAAAUGAAUAUGAUUAUUUUAAAAAUGUUUAUGAAGAUUAUAAACAAUAUUCAUUAUAUGAUGAUAUGAAUUUGUAUGGUAAUAAUAUUAUAAAUAAUGUAUAUAUAUAUAUGUUAUUAAAUUAUAAAUAUCUACAUAAUUAUCAUACAAAAAAUACAUUCAUCAAUAAUAAUAAUAAUAAUGAGAAUGAUAAUACGAAUACGAAUACGAAUAAGAAUGUUAAUAUGAUAUUAUAUCCAUAUAAUAAUGAAGAUUAUUUUGAUUAUGUCACGAACAAAAAAAUAUCAGAAAAAGAUAUUUUAUAUAAUGAAUAUAUUAUAAAUGAAUUAUUUAAUAUAAAUGAGAAUGAUAAAUCUAAUAUGUUAAGUAAUUCAGAAAUAAUGAAAAAUAAAAAAAAUAAUAAUACUUAUUAUUAUGACAAUAACAUGAUACAAUUUAAUGAUAAAAAUAAUUUAGUUACAUGGAAUAAGGAGAGAAACAUAUCUAACAAUGCUAAUAUAGAAAAUAAACAUUUAUUUGCUGAAGGUACUAUAAAUAAUAAUUCCUUAAAUAUUUUAAAAAAAAAUAAUGAUUUAUUUUUUAAAGACAUAGACAAAUAUAUGAAUGAACACAUUGUCAAUAGUAAUAGUAAUAGUAGUAGUAAUAUAUUCUUAGAUAAUUUUAGUAAAUUAUUAUCAAAGGUAUAUGAUAUGAAUCUACAAAGAGGAGAAAAUAAUUCUAAUAAUGAUAAUAUGUUAGAAUAUAUCAAUAAAAUGCUAUCAGUUGAAUUACAAAAGAAUCAACUCAUAUCUUAUAUGUUAAAUAAUUUAUUUUUAAAAGAAAAGGAUAUAUCUGAUGCAUUAUUAAAAUCAUUAAUUUAUCGUUAUGAUGAAUAUAAAUAUUUAAAAGAAGAUUUAUUUUUAAAUAAUUCUCAUUUCUAUAAAUUAAAAAGAAAUGAAGAAUAUAUAAAGCUAACUAUGAAACAUUAUGAUGAUUAUAAUAUAAAAGAUGAACUAUCAUCAAAAGGUUUAUGUCUUAAAAAUGAAAACGAUUUUUUAUAUAAUACAUAUAAUAAUAAUAAUAAUAAUAUAAAUAAUGAUGAAGAUGAUAUAUUUAUACAAAAUAAAGAAUUAAGAUUAAAAGCAGUUGAAAAGGUUUUAAAUAAAAGUGACAAUAUAAUAUUUUUUUCGAAUUUAAAAUUAGAUAAUAUUUAUAAAAAAAGAAAUCCACAUAAAAUUGAAAAUUUAUCUAUAUCAUAUAAGAAUGCAUAUAUACAUACACGUAUGACAAAUGAUUAUUAUUAUAAUUAUUUAUUUGCUAACAUACAAGGGGUAAUAGCUUAUUCUCGGUUUCAUAAAUUGGAUUUUAGAACUUUGAUACAUCAAUGUGUGGAUGAAAAAAAUUAUGAUAAAGAAAAGAAGAUAAAAAUGAAGUUGAAUAUUAAUAUGGAUAUUAAUAUGAAUCUUAGAUCAUAUGAAAAACAUAUAUUAUUAAAAUGGACAGAAAGAAAAAAUGAGACAUUAAGAAGAUCGUAUAUGUUUUUAAAAAGAGGAGGUCGAGAUUUUUUUAUGAGAAAUGGUAAUAAUAAUAUGAUUGGAAAUAAUAAUAUGAGUGGAAAUAAUAAUAUGAGUGGAAAUAAUAAUAUGAUUGGAAAUAAUAAUAUGAUUGGAAAUAAUAAUAUAAAUGAAAAUAAUAAUAUAAAUGAAAAUAAUAAUAUAAAUGAAAAUAAUAAUAUAAAUGAAAAUAAUAAUAUAAAUGAAAAUAAUAAUAUGGAUGAUAUACAUACAAAUAAUAUUAAUGCAUGUGAAAAUAUAUUUAAUAACGAAUGUGUAAAAAGUUCUAUAGAUGCUUCACCAAAUGAUAAUAUAAAUAAUUAUAAAAGUAAAUCGUCUUAUGAAUUAUUUCAUUUAUAUAAUAUAGAUAAAAAAAACAAAAUAAAAAAAAAAAAAAAAAAUAUGUACGAAAUUAUAAAUAUCUUAUAUACAUCUAAUUUUGAUUUUAGUGAGUAUAUUUUAUGUGAUUGGAAAAUAGAAAAUAAAUUUGAUGCAUGUGAGAUAAUAGAUUAUAAUGAUAAAGAACAAAUAGAUAAUCCAUCAUAUAAUUAUUAUAAUAAUUCAUGUUUAUUAUUAAAUGAUGAUGGUCCUUUAGUUGUAUUAGAAUAUAUUGAAAAGGAUCCUUUAAUACUUUUAAAAAAUGGUAUGAAUAGUAAAUUAAAUCAUUAUUUUAUAAGUGAAAAUGAUGAAAAUUUAUAUUCAUUUGAUUAUAAAAAUAAAUUAAAAAAAAAUGUAGAACCAUUUGGAGAAAUCAAUGUAAUUAAAAAUACAAUCAAUUAUUUUGGAGUACCAAUCAAGUUAAAAAGAUCUAGACAAAGAAUUACAUUACUUGAAAAUGAAUUAUUCAAAUCUUUUUUAUUUACAUAUCCAGUUUAUUAUAUGAAUACUCGUCAAAAAAAUAGGUCCUUAAUAAACAAAUAUCCUACUAAUGAUAAUAAAGGUGUUCAUAUUUAUUCGUAUGACGAAAAAUAUACAAAUCAAAAUAAUCUCAACCUCCAACACAACAAUAAUAAAAAUAUCGACAGUAAUAAAAAUAUCGAUAGUAAUAAAAAUAUCAACAAUAAUAAAAAUAUCAACAAUAAUAAAAAUAUCAACCAUAAUGAUAAUAAUAAUUAUUAUUAUUAUAAUGAUUCACAAGAUAUAAAUAAAAUUAAUAAAUAUAUGAACACGUCUCAAUUAGAUUUAGAAAUAAAUUCUUUUGAAGAUAUAGAAGAAGAUGAAGAAGAAAAAAAAAAUAUGGAUGAAUACAACGAUAAUGAUACAAACGAUACAUCUUUUUAUAAUUCCGAUUUUUUACUUAUAAGAAAUUUUUCUUAUAAUAAAAAUAGAUAUUUUAUUAAACCCUUAUAUGUAGAUGUAGAUAUAUAUAGGGAAGAAUAUAAAAGAGAAACUAUGAAAAGAAAAAAUGAAUAUCUUAUGCAAGAAGGAUAUAAUAUAAAUAAUGAGACGGACAUUUUAAAUGUUGAGACGGACACUUUAAAUGUUGAGACGAACAAUUUAAAUGUUCAGACGGACAAUUUAAAUGUUGAGACGGACAAAACGGUGAAGGAAGAAUAUAAUGAUAAAGACCAAUCUAAUAACUACAAUUCUUAUUAUCUCGAAAAGAAUAAUCCAUCAUAUUAUAAAAGUAUUAAUAAAAACGAUAUGAGAAGAAACGAAAAUGAAGUAGAAGUAUUUAAUAAUAAUAGUGUCGAAACUAUAAAUAGUAAUAAAUCUAUAAAUUCAGAAGGAUACAUAAAAGAUACUAACAGUGAUAAAAUAGAUGAACAGAAUAAUUUAUAUUAUAAAAAUAAUAUGAAUGAUUAUGCAUAUGAUGAGAAUAUUAAUAAUUAUAUUAAUAAUGAAUAUUCAGAAGGUAUUAUGAAGAAGAAUUAUUUUAAUUGUAUAUUUUAUAAUGUAGGUUUUUUAGAUAUUAAUAUAGAUGUAAUGAAUCCAUUAUAUAAAAGAUAUCUUAUAGAAAAACGUAAUUAUGUAAGAAGUUGGAUAAUAAAAUUAAUAGUAAAAUAUAAAAUUAAAGAUUCUAAAAAAAUAAAAGAAAUAUUGAAAAAAAAAUUAAGUUUAUUUAUAAAUGAAAAAGAUAUUAAUGUUAUUGUUAAAUCUUUAGAUGUCAACUUAUUAUUAAAUAAAAAUUAUAUGGAUGAUGAAGAAGAAAAAAAUUUUUAUAAAAUAAAAAAUGUAUGUAUUAUAGAAUGUAUUUAUCAUUAUUUACAAUUAUUUAAAUAUGAAGGUAUCGAUUUUAAAACUGUUAUAGAUAAUCAACAUAAAUUAAAUGAAAUCAUUUCUGUUUUUAAAAUAGAAAAGCAAAGAUCUAUACAAAAUAUUAAUAAUAUAAACAAAAAAAUAAAAUAUAUCUAUAAUAAAUAUUGUUAUAAAAAGGAAGCUAAAACAGUUCAGUUCAAUAUUGAAAAAAAAGAUAUACAAAUCUCAUCCAUUAAAAAUUAUUAUUUUGCAGGAAAUUUUUAUUAUGAUAAUAAUAUGUUGAACUAUUUCUAUUACAUUAAAUAUAUUAUUUCCUAUUCACCAUGGAAUAUAUUUAAAGAUUAUGUUAAUGUCUCAAGUGACAACAAAAAGGAAAAAAAAAAUAAAAAAUAUCAAAAGGAUGUUAAAAAUGAGAAAAAUAGCACCAAAAAGAAAAAAAAAAAAAAUAAUAAAAUUAAAAAAUCACACCGGGGUGAUACUGUUACGAGUAAUAGUAGUAAUAGUAGUAGUAGUAGUCGUAAUAGUCGUAAUAGUAGUCGUAGUAGUAGUCGUAAUAGUCGUAGUAGUAGUCGUAGUAGUAGUCGUAAUAGUAGUCGUCGUAGUGAACUCUCCUUAGAACAUUAUAAAUCCAGCGAUAAUACAGAUAUGUCUAGUAUGAGUAAUUAUCCUUACCAUUCAAAGAAACACAAAAAAAGUAGCAAUGCAAAAGAAAAACGUCAAAAAAAUCUAAAAGUUAAAAAUAAAAAAACCAUUUCACAUGCACAUAACGAGAGUUACACAAACAGCGAAAAAGACGAACAAGAAAGAGAAGAAAUAGACAAAGUAAAAGAAAACAUAAAGGAAAAAGAAAAUAAAUUAAUACAAGAUUUUGAAUCAAAUAAUGAUGAAAAAAUUCAUUUACAUUUGGAAAGUACAUAUAAGUCAGAUGAUUCUACGUCAAAAGAAUCUGAAUCAAAUGAUUCUACGUCAAAAGAAUCUGAAUCAAAUGAUUCUACGUCAAAGGGAUCUGUAUCAAAUGAUUCUACGUCAAAGGGAUCUGUAUCAAAUGAUUCUACGUCAAAGGGAUCUGUAUCUAAUGAUUCAUCAUCAAUUGAGUACACCGAAAGUGAUACAAAUGAUGACAUGGAUAGAAAGAUAAACAAAACAGAUAAGAGGAAUAAAAAAAAUAAAAAGAGUAAAAAAAGAAAUGGUAACAUAAAUAAUGAUUCAGAUGAAGAAUUAAAUAAAAAGGAAAUACAAAAUGAUUCUAAAGAUUCAGAAAUAGAAAAGAAUAGUGAUAACAACGACAAUAAUAAUAAUAAAAAGGUGGGAAGAAAGAAUUAUUUUUAUGCAACAUAUUUGUAUAGCCAUGUAGUAUAUAAUUCUCAAUUACAAAGUGGAAAUAUUGCAUUUCAAAGGAACAAAUAUAAUAAUAAUAAUAAUAAUAAUUAUAAUAAUUUGUAUGGAAAGAAAUAUAAACAACAACAAAUGAAAAAUAAAAUAUUUAUGCAGAAUAAUAAUAUUAUGAAAAGAGGAGAUAUAAUAAAUAAAAGAAUAAAUAUGUCUGAAAAAAGACAGAAAAGACAAGGGAAUAAUACUUUUUCUAAAAAUAAUAUGGGAUACCAUUUUAAUAUGAAAGGAAAAUAUAACUUUAGUUAUUUUUAUAGAAAAUCAAAUAAUUUAAAUGCUGAUGUAAAGGAUAUAAAAAAAAAAAAAAAAAGUUAUAUGAAUAAUAACAAUACGAAUUAUAUUGAAGGUGAAAAGAAAGGAACAUAUGAUGGGUAUUAUAAAUAUGACAAAGAAGAAAAUAUGUUUGAAAAAAGGUAUCGAAUGGAAGAAUAUGGAAUGAAUAAAAAGAAAAAUAUUACCAUUAAUAGUAAUAAUAAUAAUAAUAAUAAUAUGAUGAUGAAUAAUAUUAUUUUAGGGGGUGAUGAUGAUGAAGAUAUAGAUAUGUUGAAUAAUAACAAAAUAUAUAAUAAAGAUCAAAUGAAUCGAUUAAGUGUAUAUAGAAAUAGCACAUUAAUUGAUAAUAAUAAUAAUAAUAAUUUGUUUAUGUCAGGAAAAGAUUUAAACAGAAAUAUUAAUAUCUCUCUAUAUAUGAAAUGCAUAACCCAUUUUAGCAUUAAAGAUUUAUCAAAGACACUUGUAAGCAUUGGAUUGCAUAAUAAAGUUAUAAAAAGUAUGAGCAGAAAUGAGCAAAUAAAUUUAAUAAAGAAGAAUAUAGGAAAUGAAAAAAUAUUAACAAGUACAAAUAAGCUGAUACAUAUAUAUAUGAUAAAGAAAUUAAUUAUUGAACAAUAUAAAAAUUUACAUCAUCCAGUGUAUUUAAAAUAUAAUAAAAAUGUUUUAUAUAUAGAUGAAAAAAAAAGCUUAAUAAAUCAAAAUGAUAUGAUUCGUCAAAAUAGAGAAAUGAUAACAAAGAAUAAAGAAAAUUAUAAUUAUCUAUAUAAUAAAAUAGAUAAUACAAAUAAUAUACAGACUAAUAAUAAUGAUAAUUAUAAACAUUUGAAUAAUAAAAAUAAUGGUUUUUAUGAUAAUGAUGAUAAAGAAAGAAAAGAAAAUGAUUCAUUCAUUUUAAAUAUUCCAAAAAAAACAAAGAUAGAAAAAUCUCGAAUAAAAUUAAUAAGAAAAUUUUUCUGUGAAUCGUCAAGUGAAAAUGAAUGUUCUCAUAAAUCCUUAUCAGAUGUUGAAGUCUCUUCAUCAUCAUUUGAAUCGUCAGCUGAUUCUUUAUUAUCUGAAAAUAAGAAAACAUUACAAUGUUUAGAUGAUACGGAUAAUAUAAGAAAGAAAAAUAAAUUAGAAAAAAAGAAUAAUUUGAAAAACAAUCAUCUUAAAGGUAUAUAUCAUGAGGAUGAAAAAAAAGUAUAUGCAAAGGAUUCUUAUGAUGAAGAUGAUUUUAUUGAUGAGGAAGAGAAAAAAGAUUUAGAAAUAAUAAGAGAAAUAAAAACGAAGGAGUAUAAUAUAGAAGAUAAUGAGAAUAAUUAUAAGUUGAUACAUUGUUUAAAAUGGUCGCGUGUAUAUAUAAGAAGAAAGGAUGAUAAUACUAUGAGAGUUGUAGAAUAUGGAAAUAUAAAUACAACUAAUAUAUAUAAUAAUAAUGAUGAUAAUAAUAAUAAUGAUAAUAAUAAUAAUAAUAAUAAUAAUAAUAAUAAUAAUAAUGAUAAAAUUGACAAUAUACAAACGUUAUAUAUUUAUGGUGAAAAAAAUAUUAAUACAUUUUUAAAAUGGAAACGAUUCAGAGGAAUGCUGAAAAGAUAUUUUUCUCUUUUAAAAAAUAUAAAUAAUAUUCAUAAUAAUAAUAAUAAAAAGAACAAGGUAAUGCAAAAAAAUAUUCAACAAGAUAUUUCACACACAAAAAAUAAAAUGUUUCUUGAUGAUAAAAGAAAUGUUUAUAAUUUAUAUGAAGACGAAAAUAAUGUUCAUGCUGAUGUGGAAGAUGAUGGUUUUGAUUAUUUAGAUGAUGAUACUAUUACAAGUAAGAAUUUUUAUUUAGAUAGUGAGAAUAUAAAAAAAAAUAAAAAAAAAACAAAUAAAUUUAUAAAAUAUUCAAAUAUGUUGCAGUUAAACAAAGAUCCAGCAUAUGGAAUAGAAAAAGCACUUAGUAUAUUUCCAACUGUUUGUAAUGAAUUGAAAACGUGGGAUACUUGUAAAAAAAAUGAGAAAAAAAAAAAAACAGAACAAAAGAAAAAAAUAGAAAAUGAAAAUAAAAUGCAUGAGAAAAAUAAAGAUGCUGAAAAAAAAUCAAAUUUGUUAAAAAAAAAUAAAAAUGAAGAUAAUGAUGAGGAGGUGGAUUAUAAUGAUAAACAUUCUUCGAAAAAACAAAACAAACAAAAAAUGAAUAAAAAGAAAAAAAUGAAUGAUAUAUAUAAUAAUGAUAAAAAUAAAAAAGGAAUAAACAAAAAAUUUGUAAACACCAAUUAUUCUAUAAAUAUUAAUAAAAACAAUAAAAGGUUUCAUAAUAUUAUAUCUUAUAAAAAUAAAGAUAAUAAAAAGAAUUUACAAAAAAAUAAAAUAAAAAAUAAAAAAACACAUAUCAAAAAUAAAUCAAUUAUAAAAAAAAGUAAAUCGAAUAAUGAAAGCGAAAUGAAAAAGGAACAUUCUCACGAUCAUUUAAUAGAAUUAGAUAGUGAUGAAAAAAAUUAUACUUAUAAUAAUAAUAAUAAUAAAAAAAAAAAAAAAAAUCCAGAUGAAUCAAGUGAUGUUAAGAAAAAUAAAAAUAAAAAAAGCACAUCAUCUGUAAAAUAUUUAUCACAUAGUAAAAGAUAUACAUUAAAAAAUAAUAAUAACGAUGAUGAUACAUAUAUGGAUGAUGAAGAUAUAAGUGAUAAUAGUAAUUAUUAUGAUGAUUAUCAUACUGAUAAAAAUACCAAAAAAAAAAAUAAUUAUAAUAAUAAUAAUAAAAAAAGAAAAAAGGGAAAGGAAAAUAUUGAAAGAUAUAAUACUAAUGAUGAUGAAGAAGAAGAAACGGAAGAAAUUUAUUACACAUAUGAAAAUUCAAAAUUAAAAAAAAAAAAAGGUAAUGAAUAUUAUAAUAAAACAAAUAGUAAUAAUAUAUCUGAAAAUGAAAGUAUUAAUACAAAUAUAUAUAAUAAUAAAAAUGUUAUUAUAGAUGAAGAAAAUAAAAAAAAAAAUAAAAAAGAAAAUAAAUAUAAAAAUAUUAAAGAAGUUAUAGAAAAUUUUAAUGAUACCUUAUCAAAAAUAAUGACAGAAAUAUCUAACAUAAAUAAUUAUAAAGCAUUUUUAAAUGAAGUAAAUGAAUCAUAUGCACCUUUAUAUUAUACUGUUAUUAAAAAGCCAAUGUAUAUAAAUAAAAUCAUUUUUAGAUGUAAAAAAAAAAAAUAUAAUAGUUUAAAUUCAUUUUUUGAAGAUGUUAAUUUAAUUGUUUCCAAUUGUAAACUCUAUAAUACACCUACAUCUGUUAGUGCAUACUUAUGUGAUAUUGUUGAUCAUAUGUUUAAAGAUAUUGUUAAUAAAAUAAAAAAUAAUACAAACUUACAAAAUUAUAAUCAUAUAUUAAUUCAACAUUUCUAUAAAAAUAAAAAUAUAUAUAAUAAUACCUGGGAAAGCAUACAGCUAGAUAACCUAUUGGGAGAUGAUAACCUAUUGGGAGAUGAUCAAGAUAUUCAUAAUGUAUAUGAUAAUGCACAUACACAAAAAGAAAAUAAUAAUAAUCAAGAUCCUUUGAUUUAUACUAACACAUCUGAAAAAAAUCAAGCCGAAGAAGUAUCUAAUAUGUCAGCUUUUUCUAUGGAUGUAAUAAAAUCAAAUGACACAAAUAAAAAUAUGGAUAUCGAUCAAACCAAUCAAAAUAUUCAAAAUAAUAAUAAUACAGAUGUUUAG